AUGGUGGUCAGUCAGGUCCACAUAAGGAUACGACUUCUGUUCGUCCUCGUUUUUUCUGUCUAUGGACACGCAUCAGGGCCAUAUUUUAUGGUGACAUUUCCUGCAGUGAUAGAGUCUGACUCUGAUGCUAAACUGUGUGUGAGUCUUCUGAAGCCUAAUGAGACUCUGCAAGUUAAUGUUUAUCUGGUUCACAACAAUGAGAACAGAACUCUUUUACAAGAGACAGUGGAAAAGGAGAUGCACCAAUGCUAUCAUUUUAAGGCUCCACGGGUUAAAGAACGAUCAGUGCAGGAGAUCAAAGUAGAAGUUACUGGUGAAAGUUUUAAGAUGACACAAAAAAGGAGAGUCAUGUUUAAAUCCUACGAUACAUUGCUUUUUAUUCAGACUGAUAAGCCCAUUUACAAUCCAGGGCAAACAGUGAAUUUCAGAAUUGUUGCUAUGGAUUCUAAUUUUAUCCCACUUAAACAAAAGUACAGCACAGUGAGCCUUCAGGAUAAUCACCAGAACAGGAUUGGUCAGUGGACAAAUGUCUCCUCGAAAGGCCUGAUACUGCAGCUUUCACAUGAGUUAAAUGCUGAGGCUCCACAGGGAUAUUAUCAGUUACGUGCUAACACUGGAAAUAAAGUGAUUACACAACAAUUUAAGGUGGAAAAGCAUGUUUUGCCCAAGUUUGACGUUACAGUAAAAGCGCCAGAAGAACACAGUGUUAGUGAUGAGGAAGUAAAUAUAGAAGUUUGCGGAAAGUACACAUAUGGACAACCUGUACCUGGUCAAGCAGAGGUGCAGGUGUGCCGGAAAAUAAAGCCGCAUUUUUCUGAGGCACCGUUGAUUUCACCCUGUCUGAGUGAAACUGUGGAGAUGAGUCAGACUGGCUGUGCAUUUCUUCUCAUCAAUGUGUCAACUUUCCUGAAUACUGAAUUGGAACAUAAAUCUGAGAAUAAUCUUCAUAUUACAGUUACGCUCAAAGAGGAAGGAACAGAUAUAUCCAUGGUGAAAACUGAAAAAAUAAAACUUUCUUUCCAAAUUGGUAAAGUGGAAUUCCUCGAUUUACCAACAAACUUUGAACGUGGAAAUGUUAUAAAUGGAAAAAUUAAAGUUACUACCUUCAGGGGAACUCCCAUUCCUAACAAGAAGGUGUAUCUCUCAGAAGGUGAAAGGUGGUCUCAAAAGUUAUUAUUUAAUCUUACUACAGACAGUAAUGGAUUGGCAGACUUCUCAAUCGCUUCGCCCGAAGAUCCUGCAACACAGAUCAUAUUGCGGGCAAGUGUCUAUUUUAAGGAAAAAUAUCAUGCACAAAAAACACCAUUCUUUACAAAUGCUGAUGCACGAAUACAGCUGCUCCAACCUGCUACACCUUACAGCCCAGUGUUCAGUGAACUGUUAAUAGAGAGCUCAGAGGAAUCAUUUAAAUGUGGUGCUGAAAUUCCAAUAACCGUUAACUACUAUAUAGUUGGGGAAACUACUGAAAAUUUCAGUACUGAUCUCAUAUACACGGUUUUAUCUAAAGGAUCCAUAGUCCAUCAUGGUCAUGAGAAAGUUAAUAUGGAAGACUCUACCGAUGCCAGAAAAGGAAAAAUAUCUUUUACACUCUCUGUUCUUGCUGAGUUCGCUCCUAUAGUCCAGGUUCUAGCAUACACUGUCCUCCCCAGUGAGAAUGUCAUUGCUGCUAGCAAGAAUUUUGAUGUGGAAAAAUGCUUCCAAAAUAAGGUUUCGCUACAGUUCUCUCCCUCCAAGGCAGUUCCUGGUGAGAAAAACACUCUCGAGCUCUCAGCUCAUCCUGGUUCACUGUGUGGCCUCAGUGCUGUGGAUCAGAGUGUCUUUAUCCUGGAGCCUGGAGAUCGUCUAAACACUGACAAGAUAUUUAAAUUGUUACCAGUAACAUCGGUAUCAAAUUAUCCCUAUGAAGUUGAAGAUGAUCUGGAGUGUUUGUAUGUUAGACCCCGGCGGGAUACACAGAGUGACCACGUUUACAAUACAUUAGAGGAAGUGGGGCUGAAGAUGGCAACAAAUUUGGCUGUUGGGCAACCUCAAUGUUUGAUAUACAAAGGCGUACAGUAUCAUCGUCAUGUUUAUGGCCUACGUGGAAUGGCCCCCGGCAGUACAAGGAGAUUUAAAGAUAUUGACUCAAAUUAUGUACAUGUUGAGACAGUUCGUAAGUUCUUCCCAGAAACUUGGAUAUGGCAACUUGAAGAAGUUGGGGCCUCAGGAUCAGUACAGCUUCCUGUCACUGUUCCUGACACCAUCACCACUUGGGACACAGAGGUUUUCUGUGUGUCCUCUAAGGGUCUGGGACUGGCUCCUCCCGUUCAGCUUACUGUAUUUCAACCCUUCUUCCUGGAGCUCACGUUACCCUACUCCAUUAUUAGGGGAGAGGUUUUUGAACUGAAGGCCACUGUUUUCAAUUAUCUUUCAAAAUGCAUUAUGGUUAAAGUGACUCCGGCCCCUUCUUCAGACUACACUCUGGAGCCCUCUUCUGAUGGCGAAUAUUCAUCCUGUCUGUGUGCAAAUGGCAGAAAGACCUUCAAAUGGACUCUGACUCCCUCUGUGCUUGGAGUCUUGAAUGUGACAGUGAGUGCAGAGGCAGAACAAUCCCAGACUAUGUGUGACAAUGAGAUUGUAAGUGUUCCAGAGAGAGGCCGCAUUGACACGGUUACACGGAGCCUGAUUGUAAAGGCUGAAGGAACUGAAAAAACAAAAAGUCAAAGCUGGUUAUUAUGCCCACAAGGCAACAGUGUUUCAGAAGAAUUGGAGCUGAGUCUUCCUGAGGAUGUAAUAGUGGGAUCAGCACGAGCUUCUGUUUUAGUACUUGGAGACAUACUUGGCAGUGCAUUAAAAAAUCUGGAUGGACUACUAAGGAUGCCAUAUGGUUGUGGAGAACAAAACAUUGCCCUCCUUGCCCCCAAUAUCUACAUUCUUCAGUAUCUAGAGAACACUAAGCAGCUCACCACAGCCAUCCGUGAGAGGGCUACUGGUUUCCUUAAGAGUGGAUACCAGCGGCAGCUAAACUAUAAGCAUUUAAAUGGUGCAUACAGCACAUUUGGCAGGGGAGAGGGGAACACAUGGUUAACUUCUUUUGUCUUGAGGACUUUUGGCAAAGCACAACGUUACAUCUUUAUUGAUCCAGAAAUCAUUAGCAGUGCAAAACAAUGGCUCAUAAAUAUGCAGAGACCAGAUGGUUGUUUUAUACAACAGGGACGUCUGUUUAAUAACAGAAUGAAGGGUGGUGUAAAUGAUGAGGUGACAAUUACUGCUUACAUCACUGCAUCAUUCCUUGAACUUGGACAUACAGCCCACGAUGCUGUUGUAAAUAAAGGGUUGUUGUGCCUGAAGUCUUCUAUUGGUAACAUGACAAACACCUACACCACUGCACUGAUGGCAUACACUUUUAGUCUGGCUGGAGAGAAAGACCUUCGGGAGCAACUACUGAGAGAGCUGAAUAGUGUUUCUGUUUUAGGAGUUGGACAUGUUCACUGGUCUCAGUCAGCAUCAGAUGACUCUGGUGCAUUGUCGGUGGAAAUCAGUUCCUACGUGCUGCUAGCCGUUCUCACUACAAGUGAGCUCUCUGCCGCUGAUUUGGGAUACGCUAAUAGGAUAGUCAGCUGGUUGGUGAGGCAGCAAAAUCCUUAUGGAGGCUUUUCCUCCACCCAGGAUACAGUUGUGGCCCUCCAAGCUCUGGCUCUGUACUCUAUCAAAGUAUUCAGCUCAGAUGGUGCUAGCACAGUAACCAUAAAGUCAGAAGCAGAAAACAGUUAUACCUUUGAUGUAAACCAAAACAACAGGUUACUGUACCAAGAAAGAUCAUUGCAGGAUGUUCCUGGCAAAUACAGCAUUGAAGUGAAGGGUUCCAGCUGUGUGUCAGUACAGACAUCACUUUUCUACAACAUCCCCACACCUAGUGAAAGAAGUACUUUAAUCAUCAUGGCUAUGACUGAGGGAAACUGCUCAAAAUCAUUUGGACAUACUUUGGCCAUCAAUUUCUCUGUGAUCUAUAAUGGAGCACUAAACAACACUAACAUGAUCAUAGUGGACAUAAAACUCUUAUCAGGGUUCACAGCAGAUGCUGGUGAACUGCAAAACCAGAAUUUGGUAGAACGAGUUGAUUCCAAAGAUGACCAUGUUAUAAUGUAUAUAAAAGAGAUCCAAAGGAAUAUUCCUAUCAACUAUAAGUUACACAUUAAACAAGUGCUUCCUGUGAAGAAUCUCAAGCCGGCUGUGAUCAAAGUUUAUGAUUACUACCAAACAAGUAAGAUUUUUCCUAGAUUGUGGAAUUUCAACUUUAAGAUUCAAAUGAUGACUGUAUUGCUACCACUUUCUGAUUUUUUCAUUUAGGUGACCAGUUUGAGAUGGAGUACACCUCACUGUGUGUGAAAGCCUCCAGCUCUGCAUUGAAGACGGAACAUUUUUGAAAACCUUCUGUGUGCUUUUUUCUCAUACAAGACGCCUUUUAUUGCGUGUAUACAGUAUACCUGAGGCGCCAAAAAAAACUGAUUUUCCAAAACUUGUUUUCAUUAAUUCUUUCCAAGAUUUUGUAUUGAUGAUGGAAGAAUAAUGUCUCCAGCACAUCCUAAAGAUUCUCAAUACGUUUAAGGUCUAAAAUAUAUAUCUGUAUAUCCUGUAUUUCAAAAAAUAAUAUUACCCCAUUAUAUUUGAGCAAAGAUGCAAGUUCGGUUCCCACCUUUGGGUCUAUGUGCUUUUAGUUUGCGUGUUCUUCCCGUACUGUAUAGUUUUCCUCUCACAGUAAUAGUUUUUUCCAAAUUGACCAUAGUGUGCUUGAGCUUGUGUGCCCUGUAAUGGAUUGGCACGCUGUCAGGGUGUACACUGCCUCAUAUCCUGAAUUUCCUGGAAUAGGACCCCCAUGACCCUGUACAUGUAAUGUACAGAAGCUUAAUGGCAGAAAAUAACUUUCCAUUUCUAUCCAUACAUUUUGGAAUAAAAAUUUCUUUAGGCAUUUGGGCCUUUAUACAUUAUAUGUACAAAUGCUUUUAUAAUACAGUUUGUGUGCUUGAU
Molecule: messenger RNA, 5007 nt
Organism: Clarias gariepinus (North African catfish)
Lineage: Eukaryota; Metazoa; Chordata; Actinopteri; Siluriformes; Clariidae
Product: alpha-2-macroglobulin-like
Exons: 33
Coding region: 1-4329 (1442 amino acids)
Cellular component (GO): extracellular region
Molecular function (GO): endopeptidase inhibitor activity
Source: RefSeq, a predicted model, not a curated record